ACGGUCUCUCUGCUCCGCUGUGUCGAUUAGCGCUGGAGCAGCGGAAAAGGGGCCGGGGAUUCUGUUAUUAUUGGUAACAGAUAUCCUAGUCCACCUGCGUGUUUGUGCGGACCGGGCGACGCGACACUGAGGCGGAAAGGCCCUGCUAAAGCGCCAGGAUGUUGAAUAUGUGGAAAGUCAGGGAGUUGGUGGAUAAAGCCACCAAUGUUGUAAUGAACUACUCAGAGAUAGAGUCCAAGGUUCGAGAAGCCACCAAUGAUGAUCCCUGGGGUCCAUCGGGUCAGCUCAUGGGUGAGAUUGCCAAAUCCACGUUCAUGUAUGAGCAAUUCCCUGAGGUGAUGAAUAUGCUCUGGACAAGAAUGCUUAAGGAUAACAAGAAGAACUGGAGAAGAGUUUACAAGGCCUUAUUAUUAUUAGCGUACCUCAUCAGAAACGGGUCUGAGCGGGUAGUCACCAGUGCUAGAGAACAUAUCUAUGACCUGCGCUCUUUGGAAAACUAUCAUUUUGUAGAUGAAAGCGGGAAGGACCAGGGCAUCAAUGUACGGCAGAAGGUCAAAGAAAUGGUAGAGUUUGUCCAGGAUGAUGACCGGUUACGUGAGGAGAGAAAGAAAGCUAAGAAGAACAAGGACAAAUACAUUGGAGUGUCUUCAGACGCCAUGGGUGGCUUCAAACAAAGUAACUCGGGAGAGAGGCUUGACUCCGAAUCCAAAGGCAAAUGGGAGGAGGACUGGGACAAAAACAAAAGCGCCUUCCCCUUCAGUGAAAAGCUUGGUGAAAUAAGUGACAAAAUUGGCAGCACCAUUGACGACACCAUCAGCAAAUUUCGCAAGAAGGAACGGGACGACUCACCAGACAGAGUCAGUGACAAUGAGGAGGACAAAGUUUCACGGAACGGUCGGCCUGCCAAGUCAGAGUUCAAGGAUGAAGAGGAAACGGUCUCAACAAAGAGCGUCACACAGACCACAGAUACCAUCACCUCAACGUCCUCGCGCAAACGUGGAGGAGUCCCGUCCAAAACUGUUGACCUGGGUGCAGCUGCCCACUACACUGGUGACAAAAACAGCCCGGAUGAUGAAAACGCAAAGACUUCCGUCAGUCAGUCGUCUAGCACGGGGCUUGCUGAUCUGUUGAUUGUGGAUUCUGGCUCACGUCAACCAGCGUCCUUGGGUGGGAGCUCAGACCUCAUUGAUGACUUUGCAGAUUUUUCAUCACCGGCCGCCUCUGCUAGUCUCCCUUCAGCUGCUGGUUCAUCUAAUGGGAACGGUGAGUUUGGUGACUGGAACGCCUUUUCUUCCACCAGUCCCCCUGCCUCCAAUGCCCCACCUGUCAUCUCAGACCUGUUCAGUGACGUGUCCGUCCCACCUGCCCCCACCUCAACGUCCACCCAACCACCUUCUGCUGAUCUUUUUGACCUGAUGGCCCCCAACAACAGCAGCCUCAGUGCAUCCCAAAGUUUGACCUUCAACAUGUGCUCGCAGACUGCAGCCAUGCCCAUGUCCAGAUCACAGACAAUAGGAGGUGCAUUAUUGCCCCAGCAGAUGGGACUACAGAAGUCAGGAGGGAAAGUAUCAUUGCCUGCCACCUGGUCAGACCCAAGCGUGAACAUUAGCCUGGAUUUCCUCUCCGCAGGCUUGAAUCCUCCAAAGCCCACACAGCCUACACUUAAUACCAUGAUGCAGCAAGGUGUUCAACCACCAUUAAACAUGAUCACCCAGAAUUUUUCCGGGAUGACACUCAAUGCCCAGCCACCGGCGACUACUGCCAGAUCAGGAAUUAACCCUGUGGUGGCCGGAGGAUCCAUAGGUAUGGGAAUGCCUCCUGUUAUGGCAACAGGCACUAUGGGCAUUGGAGGCAUGCCUGCCAAUCAAGGACUAAUGGGCAUGAAUAUGAACAUGGCACCCGCUGGCAUAGGCCUACAAGGUACCCUCGGUAUGCCCGGCAUGGGUAUUGGCCAGGGUCUGAAUGCUGCCAUGGUGCAACCUAAACAAGAUGCCUUUGCAAAUUUUGGCAACUUUGGGAAAUGAAGGGUAGAAAGAAACCCCCAUCCUAGGGGUUAACGGUCCAAAUACACCUUCUCAAAUGAAGGAGCUGCAUCCAGUAAAAUGGACAAAACUAGCCAGUGUCACAACACUUCAAUCAUUCGUCAUUGUACAUUUCCAGAUAACAAGAAACAAAUCAGCAUUUCUUUCCUGUGGGGUUGGUUAUUGAAGAGUGGAAUUAUUUUAUAAGGUGCAAAGCAUAUGAUAUACUUAAAAUGUGACUGUAUGCAGUUUGGUACAUUUUUCAUAACAGAAACCUCCAUAGACGUUAUUUUUCUCACGGCCCCUUUGACCAUUUUAAAUACAAUUAUGUUCAGAAAUUACCUCAUAGUUUUCAUCAUUCAUGCUGUGAUUUAAAGACUGCUAGUGGUUGACAUUGUAAAUAUCUGGGUGUGCAGGAAAUAAAUUAUUUUACUUGGUUCUCAGAUGGUAUAAAAUGGGACAAAUUACCACAGGUCCUUAAUAUUCGUUUAUUGUUUUAUUAGUCUUUUUGUUUGAAUUGUUACAGUUUGUCAGAUAUAGUCACUCCUUAACAUCCAUUACCACUCUCCAGCUAUUUGGACUUAUAUGAAUAUUCCUCAGGCUUGUACAGAAGUAGGAAAACGGUCAACAUUUUCAUGAGCUAUAUCUGUAGAUAUAGUUUCAGUACUUUUGUGUAGCAAGCGAUCUGACUGAAAAUUAAAGCGCGCGUCUGAAUGGCCGUUUUUGAAUGACAAUGAUCAAUAUGAAGGUUCUGAACAGUAGUGAUGCAUCGCUUUAAAGCUGAAUCUCAUAGAGAUGAUAAGCAGAUGUAGUUACACGUACAUAAAUGAUAGGGCAGAAGAUACAUAGGUGCAUUUAAUGCUAAGAUUACUGUGAGUAUGGGUGAGAACAGAAGCCACAGAUUUCUCAACCGGUAGCAGGAGUGGUGUUAAACAUUUUCAUUAACUACUUGAAUUGGUGUUUAUAAUGCCGCCUAAUAAUUGUCAUAUCUGUUUUUUUGCAUGAAUGAAGUGUCUUACAUUUAUAAUAAAGCAUUGUUGCAGGUCAGUGUUAUGUUUAAGGAAAUGUAAGUCAGUGACAGGACUAAAUCAAUGAAGGCAUUGUGAACCCCAAAUGAAGUUUAAUGUCAGCUUUUUUUGUUUUGUUUUGUUAAUUUACCCAUGUGCUGCUUCAACUUGGGUCCUCCAUCAGACACUGAGGCAUUAUGUUCAAAAUGACCAAAACUUUAUUUUAUUACUAUUUACAUCCCUAGGGGUUUAGUUUCCUAUUUUAAUACUUAACAUACAGAGAGAUCCUGUGCAUAUAUAUACAUUGUUUUAGGCAUGAGCAAAUGAUUAAGUAAAUUCAUAUUAGUUUAUGCAAAUGGAAGGAGAAACAGAAGAUCAAGCGCCUCUUUUAUUAAUGUUUCUUCGCAGAUGUCAUUCUUUUUAUUGUACUCAAAAACUUUGUUUAACAUUAAACAAUUUCAUCAAAAACUGUGAUCUGAGAAUUUAU
This is a messenger RNA of Paramisgurnus dabryanus, 3515 nucleotides long. It is a transcript of the gene clint1b, whose product is annotated as clathrin interactor 1b. Gene Ontology annotation, molecular function: clathrin binding; phospholipid binding. NCBI's taxonomy places the organism in Eukaryota, Metazoa, Chordata, Actinopteri, Cypriniformes, Cobitidae. The record is from RefSeq and is a predicted model, not a curated record. Gene Ontology annotation, biological process: endocytosis. Gene Ontology annotation, cellular component: clathrin vesicle coat; endosome; plasma membrane.